This is a messenger RNA of Caenorhabditis sp. 36 PRJEB53466, 1435 nucleotides long. NCBI's taxonomy places the organism in Eukaryota, Metazoa, Nematoda, Chromadorea, Rhabditida, Rhabditidae. The record is from the annotation of a GenBank genome assembly.
AUGUCAGAUAAAACUCAGGAGGAGCCGGUGAAACGAAAAAAGUAUGCAUUUUAUCAGAAACGAACGUGUAAAUGGACAAUUUCUUUCCAGGCACAUGGAAUUCACGCCGCUGACACCGGAAACCACUUUCCAGUACGCCGACCUCAGUAUUAAACACACCGACCCUGAAAAGUAUGUUUUAGUGCAAAGAAUCAAGCCCGAAUCUCCAUUUUCAGCACACUGGCGAUGGUGAAAAGAGCAAUUCGAAUGGGUUACGACACAGUAGGAAUUAAUAUCGAUUUAGGAGACAUUUUUGAUUAUUAUACUGAGGUAAAUGAAAUAAUAGAGCUUGAUAUUUCAAAAACGCAUUCAGCUGGAUAUGUUAUGGACGCCAGGAAGUCAGACUGCUGACGGAGAGCCUCCGAAGAAGAAAAAGAAGAAGCAGCAGCAGAGGAAGGACGAACUGGCCGAUGGAAUUGCUGGAAUUCUGGUUAGUCACUCGACAAAAAAAAUUACAAUUUUCAACUUUUUCCAGAAAAAAAAACUAAUUCCACCCCCGCACUUCGUCGACGUCUCCCAACUGGACACAUCCGAGCUGGAGAAGCGCGGAAAGGUGUUCCGACAGUUCAGCCGAAUCACUUUCACUGCCAACGAACAGGUCGUCAUCAACAAAGUCUUCAUACAUCCAACUAUCCUAGUAAGAAUUAGAAAUUCCGGGCAAAAACUUACAUUUUAUGAAUUUUCAGUCCUAUGACAUUGUAGCCGUUCGGCCUGGAGACGCGUCGGUUCUCGAUACACUGACACGAAAAACCGAGCUUUUCGACAUCAUCACAAUCGAUCAUUUGGAAGAGAAUAAGGUAAAAACAGCAAUUUUCAUUAAGAGACGAACCUGAAUUUCAGGCAAAAUGGUUGUCCUUAUCGAAAGUGAUGGACAGAAUCCGAGGAGACGGAGUGUACUACGAGAUUGCCUACGCGGAGAGUCUGUUGCCGGUGACGCGAAGAAAUGUAGGCGUUCGUUCCGUUCAUUCACAGUUAAAUUCCUUUUUUCCAGACGCUGUUCCACGGCCGUCUGCUCAUCCGGUCCCUCAAGUCCAAGAACGUCAUCUUCUCGAGCGGCGCCGAAACGAUGCUGGACCUCCGCUCGCCCGUCGACGUCAUGAACAUGUCGCUGCUGUGGGGAGUGGCGAACAACGAGGCACGAAAGAUGAUAUCCGGAUUCCCGAAGAACCUUCUUCUGCAAGCAGAAUGCCGCGGAACCGGAAAUGGAGACGUGUCUUCGAUCAAACUGAGCGAGGCGGAAAAGUUGGCAGGAGAAACAGAGAAAGAGGGAAAAGAGGAGAAAGAGACGGCGCCGCCCAUCGAGGUGCGGAUGAAUCACUCACAGUAUCAGGCACUUCUGCAGGCCACCAAGAACGCCAACGAAAUGAUGAAGAAGAUCAAGGCGACGAAGGCUUGA